Messenger RNA from Eurytemora carolleeae, 1081 nucleotides. RefSeq lists its product as uncharacterized. The record is from RefSeq and is a predicted model, not a curated record. Lineage: Eukaryota; Metazoa; Arthropoda; Copepoda; Calanoida; Temoridae. The transcript has 2 exons. Bases 1 to 498 code for a protein of 165 amino acids.
AUGAACGACCCUAAGAAAGUUAACAAAUUUCUAGCUGAGGGAUUUAUCCAGAAGUUGGAUACCAACUUAAAGGUUGUAUUCAAUACUCAACUCAGUGAUGAGAAUCUAAAGUUCAAUAGGGAAUUAUGUGCCAUGAAGUAUAUGGCCCAUAUGGGAGUAAAUAUCUCCUUGAGCGAGGCUACGGAGUAUGUGGAGUCUGAGGAGUGGAAAAGUCUGUGGGCUGUAGUGUGGGCUUGUCCUCCCUCCCCCGGGAAGCUCGGUAUAUGGGACCGAAUGAUCUGGUCAACUCGUAACUUCAAGGUCAUAUCUAGGAAGGCAUAUGCCUUCUACCUCUCAAACGCUGUCAGACAGUUCAUGGAGGAGGAGAUGGGCAUCUGGAUGAACAUGAAGCAGGGAAUGCUUUUCAGCAAAACUCCCGAGUUUGACAUGAUGUGGGAUGCAGCCGAGAAGGCUAUGGUUCAUGCUCCCACCAGACCUACAGUUGUUCNCCCCCCCUAGGAGGACGCUGCAUCUCACUCCUGACCAGAUCAAGGCAUCUCACAUGACCUAACCUCAUUAUUCCCCCCGUUUUUAAAAAUCUUUCUUUUGUUUAAAAAUUGUUUUUAAUAAUAUCUUUUAUUGUUUAUCUUCAUUUAGUUUAACUUUCUUUGUCAAAUGUCAUGUAAUAACGAGUCAAUAUAUAUUAAGAUUAUCUUUUUGUUGUGAUACCUUGUUUUGCUUUGGUGAUAAUUUAAAAAGAAUCGACUUUUAAGAAUCAGCCUGUAUACUGCAUAUUAAAUAUAUAUAACAGAAAAAAUACAAAUUCUUAAAUACUUUUUAUUUAUAAGUAUAAAUAUUCCAUACAAUGUUACAGAAACAAUUGAGCCUGACACAUAUUAUCAGAAUUAUUCGUUUUAAAAUCACAAUAUCUAAUAUAUUUAACGUCUUGUAUUGUUACAAUGUUCAAACCACGGAUCACAAAGUUUUAUCAGGAAGAUUUUUCUCUGAUAUCGUACAAUAGUAAACAUCUUACAGUUCUGCACCAAAGGGGCAGUAAUUUUCUUUUUGUAAAAUUAGAACAAUAAAAAAAACCAGUAGAAUU